Messenger RNA from Vombatus ursinus (common wombat), 1068 nucleotides. RefSeq names its product receptor-type tyrosine-protein phosphatase epsilon-like. The coding region runs from base 167 to 625 and encodes 152 amino acids. Gene Ontology annotation, molecular function: protein tyrosine phosphatase activity. NCBI's taxonomy places the organism in Eukaryota, Metazoa, Chordata, Mammalia, Diprotodontia, Vombatidae. The transcript has 3 exons. Gene Ontology annotation, biological process: protein dephosphorylation. The record is from RefSeq and is a predicted model, not a curated record.
UCAGGGAUCUGAAGCAGGUGAAUCAUUUUGUCUGAGGGGGUAAUCUCAUCUAGGUCACCUGCUGGAUCUUGCUCAGGCCUGAGAGAGCACAUUUCACCCCCUCCCUCCAGGUUCUGAAGGCAGGACCUUUGAUGCUAAAAUCAUCACUUGACUGGAGCCGAAAGCGAUGCGGGAGUGGUUCAGAAUCCAACUGUCUCCCUUCUCUUUAAAGGGAUAUCGGCAGAAGGACUAUUUCAUCGCAACCCAAGGACCUCUUCCGCACACAGUGGAAGACUUCUGGAGGAUGGUCUGGGAGUGGAAAUGCCACACAACUGUGAUGCUAACUGAGGUCCAAGAGAGGGAGCAGGAAAAAUGCUUUCAGUAUUGGCCAGCAGAUGGCUCUGUGACUCACGGAGAGAUCAAUAUUGAAAUAAAGAGCGACACCAUUUCUGAGGCCAUCAGUGUACGAGAUUUCUUGGUGACUUUUAAUCAGGAGAAGAGCAGGCUGGUCAGACAGUUUCACUUUCACGGCUGGCCUGAGAUUGGGAUCCCAGCCGAAGGGAAAGGCAUGAUCGACCUCAUUGCCGCUGUCCAGAAGCAGCAGCAGCAGACGGGCAACCACCCCAUCACCGUGCACUGCAGGUAAGGUUCCUGCUCUGCCAGGCUGCUCUGUGGGGCCGUUAAUUCUCCAGCUAUGGCGAGCAGCUGCCUGCUUUAAGCCCGUGUGGAAGGGGUAUUGAAGUUCAUCCAGCUUCAUGGACCUCUCAGUUUCCACCACUAUAAAAUGGGAGCCCUGCUUACACACUCUCUGUCAUGGGGCUCGCUAAGGGGAAAGCAUCUUAGAAAGCUUUGAAGCACAACAGAAAUGUGAGUUAUUAUCAGAUGCCAGCAAGGCGAUUGAAGGUUCUGACCCAUUAGGAGCUGACAGAGAGAACCAGAUGUGAGAUCAGAAAGCCUGGCUACAGUCCUUAUUCUAACACUACCUAUGUCACUUCCCCUCUCAAAAUGAGAGCUAAUAAUAGCUUACAUUGAUGUAGUGCUGUAAAGUUUGCAAAGCACUUUACAGCUGUCAUCUCAUUUUAUCCUCAC